AUGGAUGUGUCAGGAGUGCUCGAGGCCCACAAGCAAAAGUUCAAGUCCGUGUCAGUAGAGGGAAAGGUCAUCCCUCUCGAGUUUGAUCUCGGUCUUCUCACCGCCUACGACCAGAACCCUAUCGACGAAGCAGAGCUCAGGAAGAACAAGGAUGAAUACCUUCAGUCGCUCUCCAGAGACAACGCCCAGCUCCUUUUCAACGAGAUCUUCCAGCUUCCAACGAUAUCCGACGACAACGGUGUGAUGGCCAUGCUCCCUGUCCCUACAACCCUUCUCCCCCGUGAGAAGCCUCUGCCCAAGCCCAAGCCCGAGACCCGCUGGGAGAAGUUCGCCAAGGCCAAGGGCAUUGUCAACAGGAAGAAGGAGCGCAUGGUCUUUGACGACAACACUGGAGAAUACAAGCCUCGCUGGGGUUACAAGGGUAUCAACGACGAUGGAUCAAAGGACUGGGUCAUCGAGGUUCCCUCAGGCACCAACCCCAUGGAGGACCAGUACGAGGCUAGGAGAGAUGCCAAGAAGGAGCGUAUCGAUAAGAACGAUAAGCGUCGCCAGCGUAACUUGGAGGAGGGUGCUGUCGCUUCAAAGAUGGAUCAGAAGACUGUCAAUAAGGGCGAGCGCCCCAACAUGGAUAACGCCCGUUCAAUGAAGAGAAAGGAGAUCGAGAACCAGAUCUUGAUCAGCAAAAACUCGACCGCCAGUGCUGGAAAGUUCGACGAUGCCAUCAAAGGAGAUUUGAAGCCCAAGGGUAUCAAGCGCAAGUUCGAGCCCAAUGUCACAGCAGAUCUUUCAAAAGAAAAGGCCGGCAACAUGAGCAUUUUGGACAGAGUUGUUGGAAAGAACGGAGAGGACCUCGUGAACGUCCGCAAGGCCAUCAAGGCAACGAAAUCGCGCAAGUAA
Molecule: messenger RNA, 897 nt
Organism: Linnemannia hyalina
Lineage: Eukaryota; Fungi; Mortierellomycota; Mortierellomycetes; Mortierellales; Mortierellaceae
Source: the annotation of a GenBank genome assembly